UGGCUGGGCUAGGAAGGGGGUGGGGUGCUGGCCCGCCGGGCCUCAGCUGGCUCCCCAGCAUGGACGCGGGGCUGGGGUCCGGUGAGAGCCAGAGGGCCCGGCACCCCCGGGGCGGUGUGGGGGUCAUGGUGUGUGGCCGGGGGUCUGAGCGCUCACUCGGCUUCGCACGGCAGGUGUCUCUGGUGAGGCUUGCGGGCAGCGGAUAUCAGGGUCCAGCUCAGAGGUCCGCCGUGGCCCUUUGCUGGAGGGUGAGCCCCUACACUCCAGGGUGGAGAGAGCUGAGCAGCAGAGAGGAAUGCCGUGUGGCCCUGUCGCGACGCCAGGCCCCUCCUCCCCGGGGUGCCCUUCUGCACCUCCACCCGCUCUCCCGGCUGCACAGGCUUUAGUCGCACAGCUGGCGGGAGGGUCCUGGGUCCUGGGUCCUGACGCGGCCCUGGGAUCCAGCCAGCUCCCGGCCCCCGCCCACACAGCGGGCCGGUCUCUGUCUCUGCGCUGUUCAGGGGCUCGGAGAAGCAGGCGCUCCUGUUGCUGCCCCACAGCCAGCUCUUCAGCCUCCCUGUGGUGCCCGUGCCCUCAGGUGCCAGUUACCUCCCGGUGCCUGGCGGUGGGCCUCUGGCUGCUCCAAGUUCGGCGUGUGGCACCCCUGCCCCUAUUGCCUGCGGCCCCCUGGGCCUCUCUGCUCACUCACUCCCGUCCCUGCGGUGGGGGGGGGGGGGGGGGGUGGGGGGGCUGGGCCAGCCCUCAUUUGCCUUGUGCAAAUCAGAGAAAGAGGCCUCCACGUGCACCCCAAAUGGUGGUGGCGGCAGCUGGGGCACCUUCCCCGAGAAGCCUGCGGCCGUGGGUGUGGGACGCAAGCUCUUUCUGUCUCCGAGGCUCGUCCUGCGUGAGCAUGGGGGCCCCGCGCGUCCCCGAGCGGACAGUGCUCUUCCAGCGCGAGAGGAGCGGCCUGACGUACCGCGUGCCCGCGCUGCUGCCCGUGCCCCCCGCGCCCACCCUGCUGGCCUUCGCGGAGCAGCGGCUCAGCCCCGACGACGCGCACGCGCACCGGCUGGUGCAGAGACGGGGCACGCUGGCGGGGGGCUCCGUGCGGUGGGGCGCCGCGCGCGUGCUGGGGACGGCCGCCCUGGAGGAGCACCGGUCCAUGAACCCCUGCCCCGUGCACGACGCGCGCACGGCCACCGUCUUCCUCUUCUUCAUCGCCGUGCGGGGCCGCACCCCCGAGGCCGCGCAGAUCGCCGCGGGCAGAAACGCCGCGCGCCUCUGCUGCGUGACCAGCCGGGACGCGGGGCGCAGCUGGGGCGCCGCCCGGGACCUCACGGAGGAGGCGGUGGGCGGCGCCGAGCAGGACUGGGCCACAUUUGCUGUGGGCCCGGGCCACGGCAUCCAGCUGCGCUCAGGCCGCCUGCUGGUGCCUGCCUACACGUACCACGUAGACCGGCGGGAGUGCUUUGGCAAGAUCUGCAGGACCAGCCCGCAUGCCUUCACCUUCUACAGUGACGACCACGGUCGCACCUGGCGCCACGGAGGCCUGGUGCCCAACCUUCGCUCGGGCGAGUGCCAGCUGGCCGCGGUGGACAGCGGGCAGGCCGGCCACAUCCUGUACUGCAACGCCCGGAGCCCCCUGGGGAGCCGCGUGCAGGCGCUCAGUGCGGAUGAGGGCACCUCCUUCCUGCCCGGGGAGCUGGUGCCCGCCCUGGCCGAGACCGCCCGGGGCUGCCAGGGCAGCGUCCUUGGCUUCCCUGCUCCGCUCUUUAGCAGGCCGAGGAAUGGUAGAUGGCCAGUGGGUGCCGGGAGCCACUCCUACUCUCCACACCUCUGUCUUGGAGUCCAGGAACCCUCAGAGGAGGGUACUGGAGACACCCAAGGGGCCCAGGGGCCCAGCGGGAUGGAGGGAUGUAGGGACAGCCCUGAAGAGCCUGGCCUGGGGCCUGGGCUCAGUGGGAUCAUGGCGGCCUGGACCUCGAAGGACCCCGGGCCCCCUGCCACCCUGUCUCAGAGCCCCACCUGGCUGCUGUAUUCCCACCCGGUGGGGCGCAGGGCUCGGCUCCAUAUGGGAAUCUAUCUGAGCCGGUCCCCCCUGGAUCCCCACAGCUGGACGGAGCCCUGGGUGAUCUAUGAGGGGCCCAGUGGCUACUCUGAUCUGGCAUCCGUCGGGCCAACUGUCAAGGGAGCCCUGACCUUUGCUUGUCUGUUUGAGAGUGGGGCCAGGGUCUCCUACGAGGAGAUCUCCUUCUGCAUGUUCUCCCUUGGUGAGGUCCUGCAGAACCUGCCGCCGGGCCCCAAGCCACCCGGCCUCGGGGACAAGCGUCUGGAGCGCUGCCGGCCUUCCUGACGGGCUCUCUGGUCCGACCCAUUUGUACAUACCUCAUAGUAUGCUUUGAAAUAAGAAACAAAAGUGGGCAGACUUCUAGGAGACCUAGAUCCACAGUUACAGUAGAAAAUUGUAGAUACAAGUCUCAAUGACUGACAGAGUGAGCAGACAAAAUCAGGCUGCACACAGAAGCUUUGGCCAACUUGCCCAAGAAGCUUCACUCAGUGGACACACGCACAGCACCGCACAGAACAGAAUCUACAGUCUGUUGGAGUACACGUAGGUGUGAAAAUUGACAUUAUAUUGGAUUAUGAAGUCAAGUCUCUAGAAGACUUCAAAGGAUUGAAAAGUACAGUGAAAUUGAGCUGGAAAUGAAAACAAAAGGAAACUUAAAAUCUUCCUUGUGGGGGCACUUGGGCGGCUCAGUCGUUCAGCAUCCGACUCUUGAUUCCGGCUCAGGU
Messenger RNA from Herpailurus yagouaroundi (jaguarundi), 2772 nucleotides. RefSeq names its product neuraminidase 4 (gene NEU4). Bases 296 to 2332 code for a protein of 678 amino acids. The transcript is spliced from 6 exons. Gene Ontology annotation, molecular function: exo-alpha-sialidase activity. Gene Ontology annotation, biological process: oligosaccharide catabolic process; ganglioside catabolic process. Lineage: Eukaryota; Metazoa; Chordata; Mammalia; Carnivora; Felidae. Gene Ontology annotation, cellular component: cytoplasm; intracellular membrane-bounded organelle; membrane. The record is from RefSeq and is a predicted model, not a curated record.